Messenger RNA from Monascus purpureus, 1443 nucleotides. The record is from the annotation of a GenBank genome assembly. NCBI's taxonomy places the organism in Eukaryota, Fungi, Ascomycota, Eurotiomycetes, Eurotiales, Aspergillaceae.
AUGCACGAAAGACCCCUCGAUACCCCUUACCUGGCUAUUAUCUCGGUUCUCCUAUCUGCUCUGAUCGCAAUGGGGAUUUUCUCAUGGAUUCGUCCGAACCAGCGGGUCUCUUUUGUGCACUCGCUAGAAAAUAGACUGCUCUUGACCAAAAUAUCCCCCCAGUCCAGGACGAAAGAGAAGGUUACUUUGCCGGACCUCUGCAAAGCGACGACUCCCUCAACGUGUGACCUCAACCCCCUUCUCUUCAAUGGCCACCUCCAAACGGCCUGGACCACGGUUAAAAACUAUGACAUUCCCAUAUACUACAAGCGGAAGAUGUUCGAGUCCGACAGCUCCAUGUACAGCGGGCACUUCGCUGUCGAUUUCGUAGUCGACCCCUACGAAAUACCUGAUGACGACGAGGUGACCGAUAAAGCACGAAAAUUCACGCUGCCCUCUGGUCUUCCAUCGCGAACCAUCUUUUUCAGAGAGGACGAGUUUGCGGCCCUCCCAUCUGACGAUACAAGGCCCAUGCUGGUUCUCCUCCACGGCCUAAGCGGCGGUUCGCACGAAUUAUACCUGCGACAUGUUCUUGAAGGGCUCCUGACCGAGAAGGGCUGGGAGGCGUGUGUAGUGAACUCCAGAGGCUGUUCUCAGACGAAGAUCACAUCUGGUAUGCUCUAUAAUGCCCGGGCUACGUGGGACGUUCGCCAAACAGUAAAGUGGCUACGGAAGGCAUUUCCAAACCGCCCUCUUUUCGGAAUCGGUUUCUCGCUCGGUGCGAAUAUCCUUGCCAACUAUUUGGGCGAAGAAGGCGACGCCUGUCAAUUAAAAGCAGCAGUCCUUGUUGCGAGUCCUUGGAACCUGGAGAUUGGCUCAUUGUGCCUACAACGCACCUGGCUUGGUAUGGAGGUUUACAGCAAGACGAUGGGUGCAAACAUGAAACGACUCUUUGAACAGCAUGUCGAGGAAGUCUCCCAAAACCCACGGGUAGACAUCGAGGAGGUGAGGAAGUCUACGUACUUAUUCGAAUUUGACCGUGCCCUACAAUGCACCGCUUGGGGCUAUCCAACAGAAGGAGCAUACUACCGCGAUGCUUCGUCCGUAGACUCAAUGCUCGCAAUUAGAAUCCCAUUCCUUGCUAUCCAGUCUGAGGAUGACCCGAUCGCGAGUUAUGAAACUCUCCCUCUUCAAGAGUUCAAACGGACACCAUAUGGAGUUUUGGCGACCACACCAGGAGGUGGCCAUCUUGGAUGGUUUGAAUAUGGAGGAGGCAGAUGGUUUGUGAAGCCAGUGACGAACUUCUUGAACGCAUUCGCCAAGGAAAUUGAUCUUACAGUCCCAUUCACAGUUGAGAACCCUGAUAAGGUUCCUGGUCAAAUUGCGCUGCAUGAAGAUGGUACGUCGCCAAAGCUGGAUUUCAAUGCUAUGCGCCGUAAAUUGGACUUGCCAGUGGUGAAAUAG